Molecule: messenger RNA, 600 nt
Organism: Solanum verrucosum
Lineage: Eukaryota; Viridiplantae; Streptophyta; Magnoliopsida; Solanales; Solanaceae
Source: RefSeq, a predicted model, not a curated record
AUGUUUCUAAAUUUUCUAGAUUGAAAGUGUCGAGAUAAGUUUGAUAUAAUGGAGAUUCAUCAUUCACAUUUAUCAUCAGCUAGCUUGGAAGAUGAUAUUAAUGAAAUUUCUCAACCAAAUAUUUCUGGUUUACAAACUGAAGAAAUAUCUGCAAAACAGAAGGAAGUAAAAUCAUCAGCUGAUGUGGUUCCAAGAAAACGCUACAAUUUCCUUAGUUUAUUUUCUCUUAGAGAUAUCAAUUCUUGCAUUCUGAUUUCGGAGAAUAAACGAGUAAUUUGUUCUGUCAUGAUUUCGUUAUUAGUUGUCCUGUCUUAUGCCCAUAUACCACUUAGUAUAGCGAGGUCAAAUAGCUUUGUUGCCUCAAGGCCACUUUACAUAUUGUUGCUAACUGAUUUUACAAUAGUGAUUGCACGAAUAGUUCGCAAGGAAGUAGUUCCUGAUGAAGAAAGGGCCAAAGACACAGAACGAGGGAAGGAUAAUUGGGAUGGAGCUCUAUCCAUAUUGGAGUAUGGUUUGGUUCUCUAUCAGUCAAUUCGAUCAAUCUUCAUAGACUGCAGUUUCUAUUUGGUCAUUGUAAUAUGUGGUCUGUCUCUCAUAUAG